AUGAAUAACUGUAUCCUUCUGGAGGAACAACUGAUCAAAAAAUCCCAACAAAAGAGAAGGACAUCCCCAUCCAACUUCAAAGUGCGCUUCUUCGUUUUAACCAAAGCCAACUUAGCAUAUUUUGAAGACCGCCAUGGGAAAAAGCGAACUUUGAAGGGUUCCAUUGAACUUUCCAGAAUCAAAUGUGUGGAGAUUGUGAAGAGCGACAUCAGCAUCCCUUGCCACUAUAAAUACCCCUUCCAGGUGGUGCACGAUAAUUAUCUCCUAUAUGUAUUCGCUCCCGAUCGAGAGAGCCGACAGAGAUGGGUGUUGGCCCUUAAAGAAGAAACCAAGAAUAAUAACAGUUUGGUGCCUAAGUACCACCCCAAUUUCUGGAUGGAUGGGAGGUGGAGAUGCUGUGCCCAGACUGAAAAACUUGCAUCUGGCUGUGCUGAGUAUGAUCCAACCAAGAAUGCUUCAAAGAAGCCUCUUCCUCCCACUCCCGAAGACAACCGGCGGUCGUUGAGAGAACCUGAAGAAGCCCUAGUCAUUGCCUUAUAUGACUACAACACAAAUGAUCCCCAGGAGCUCACGCUACAAAGCAAUGAAGAGUAUUACUUGCUCGACAAUUCAGAGAUUCAUUGGUGGAGAGUCCAAGAUAAGAACGGGCAUGAAGGAUACGUGCCAAGCAGCUACCUGGUAGAGAAAUCGCCAAAUAACCUGGAAACAUAUGAGUGGUACAACAAGAGUAUCAGUCGAGACAAAGCGGAAAAGCUCCUCUUAGAUGAGGGCAAAGAAGGAGCCUUCAUGGUGAGGGACUCUAGGACGCCAGGAACAUACACUCUUUCUGUUUUCACCAAGGCAAUCUUAAGUGAGAACAAUCCAUGUAUCAAGCAUUAUCACAUCAAAGAGACCAAUGACCAUCCCAAACGAUACUACGUGGCAGAAAAAUUUGUGUUUGAUUCCAUCCCCAACCUGAUCAAGUAUCACCAGCACAACGGAGGAGGUCUUGUUACACGUUUACGGUACCCCGUUUGUUCCUGGAGAAAAAAGGCCCCUAUCACAGCUGGGUUGAGAUAUGGCAAAUGGGUGAUCAAACCCUCAGAACUCACUUUUGUACAGGAGAUUGGCAGUGGGCAGUUUGGCCUGGUACAUCUUGGCUACUGGAUGGGGAAGAACAAGGUUGCCAUCAAGACAAUUCAGGAAGGGGCCAUGUCAGAAGAGGAUUUCAUAGAGGAGGCUGAAGUCAUGAUGAAACUCUCUCAUCCUAAACUGGUCCAGCUCUAUGGAGUCUGUUUGGAGCAGGCCCCUAUUUGCCUGGUGUUUGAGUUCAUGGAGCACGGCUGCCUGUCUGAUUACCUCCGGAACCAACGGGGACUCUUUUCUGCUGAGAGUCUCCUGGGCAUGUGCCAGGAUGUCUGUGAGGGGAUGGCUUACUUGGAGGAAGCUUGUGUCAUUCACAGAGAUCUGGCCGCCAGGAAUUGUUUGGUGGGAGAAAACCAGGUCAUCAAGGUGUCAGACUUUGGCAUGACAAGGUUUGUUCUCGAUGACCAGUACACAAGCUCCACCGGCACCAAGUUCCCCGUGAAGUGGGCCUCCCCAGAGGUUUUCUCCUUCAGUCGUUACAGUAGCAAAUCUGACGUGUGGUCAUUUGGAGUCCUAAUGUGGGAAGUCUUCAGUGAGGGGAAAAUCCCUUAUGAAAACAGUAGCAACACCAAGGUGGUGGAAGAUAUCAGCACUGGAUACCGGCUGUAUAAACCGAGACUGUGCUCCUCUCUCAUCUACCAGAUCAUGAAUGAUUGUUGGAAAGAGAAACCAGAAGACAGACCACCUUUCUCUAGCCUGCUGUGUCAGCUGGCUGAAAUCGCCGAAUCUGCACUUUAAGGCAGAGUCUCUGGGAACUGCUGAAUCCGAGCUCUAAGUCAGGGGUCUCUGUGGCUCCCUGGGCAGCAACUGUCCAAGUGGGGACAGGGAAUUCCUACUUGCACAUAGCAUUAAGGACAGCCUCCAUCCCAAUCCUUUCUAAAGGCCACGAGACCUGAAUGAGCCAGGCCCCAAAGCUGCUAGGAAAGCAGUGAUUUGAGAGCUGCCUGGAGAAUAGAGGGAGCCAGAUUGGAAUCCAGAAAAGUUGGCAGAGGACUCUACUAUCCUGAAGCCCACUACUCAACUAACCUCAUGCACAGAGGACAAGACUCAGUCCUGAAGUUUUUUCUAGGAUAUUUCUUGAGUAUGAAACUGGGGUGGGUAGGGGAGGAAAGUCAUAUUCUAACCCCAUGGACUAAACGAAUCUUUCAUUAUACUCAAUGGCUCCAUGUCCCAGAAUUUUCAAAGGCUUCCAGGCUCACAUGCUUUGCAGAAGGCACUCCCCUACCCACCCCCACAAGGAAACAGGGAGCUGCGUCAGCUGUGCCAGGUAUAUUGACCCAACCACUGUGAACCGCAGUUUCCUGCCCAUAUGCAGAGGAGAUAGAAAUGACUGCAUGGCGCUGAUGGGCUCAGCAGCAGCUGGCUGAAGUUGCAGCUAGUAACACUGGCACCUGUCUGCUCAGAGGAGAUGGUAUGGGGCUGCCGCCUCUCUAGCUGAGCAGGAGAAAAACCUGUACAUUGAAAAACGAGUCACCCACACCUUUAAUGGAGCUUUCUGCAUUGCUCAAUUCUUAACAUCAGGGGAAGCCAAGUCAUUGUGGGAGUCCUAUGUUUCUGGAAGGCUGGGGGCAGGGGGUAGGGGGAAAGGCAAAAUGAAAGGUUUAAAGUUAGGGUUAAAAGGAACAAGGAGUCAGUGCAUUGUCCCUCAAAUACAGGUGGGUGAAGACUGUUAGAUGGGUGAGAAAUUCCUCAACCUGUUACCUAGACAGGAGGCAAGAGUAAAAAGGUAAGGCUAAGAACCAGAGAGAAGAGCAAGUCAGCGGGGUUUUUGAGAUCCCGAAAUCACUCCCAGGUUGAUUACCAUGGGUGCUGAUCCUGUCUCUGUGAGCUAGAAUGAAAUUUCCAGUCCUCUACUCUCUAUCAUUUACUUCUUAAUGUAGUCUUACUACCUUCAAUCCAGUGCAACAUGUGAACAAAGAAGGAAGGAAAUAAGCAUUUAUUAAGCACCUCCUAUGCCCAGUCCUCUAGCUGCCUAAACACACAUUUAUUAAGCACCAAGUGAUACAGGGACAAUAUCUACCAACAAUCCUUAUGUUGUUAAGCUUUUUAGAAAUGAUUUGGAAAUGAAAAUAAUAGUGUUUGAUAAGUUAAUGGCCUGACCCCCUAAAAUUGCAUGCCAAGCAGCAUUAUUAUAAGAAUCCAUUUACUGUAUAAGCUAUGUCAUUGCUCUUUCUAAUUCUGUAGUGAAGGAGAAAAAUAUAAAAUUCUAGAUUUUCAUGUUAUUGGCUUUUUAUUGGGAGUAGUUGAUUUAUUUUUAGGUGGACUUUGAGGAAAAGCUUCUGCAAUCUUUUUUGGACACCUUGUAGCCUGAUAUAAUACCAGCUCAAUUUUCCAUCUUAUUUAGACAAAGUUAUUUGAGAAAUUACUGAACUAUGUCAUAAUAUGCUAUUUGUAAACUUUGUAAACUAUGGAAUAAUUUGCUAACUUGCAAUUCAAGCAGAUGAUUUCACUCACCCAACCAAAAUAACUUCUAUGUAUGUGGUUUGUUUUGUUUUAUUGUUGGGGCUGAGAGUCAGACUCUUCUUUUGAAGUCUCCAAGACCUCCUAGAAUAGAAGCAUCCAGACUGUUUGAUCAGUGGUCUUAUUGUUUUCUCUAAUAUCCUCUAUGUUACAUUGUUUUCUUGUUUGCUUUUUCAAGCAGAUUUAUUGUGAGUUUGACAGGACACGUGUACACAUUUCAUUCUUCAGCUAUCCAAUGCUUCAAAUCCAUUUUUUUCUGGUUGGCUCUUUUCUCUGAAAAUGGUGUCUAGAGUCUUAGUAAGAGAGACUCCCCUUUGGACCAGUUUUCAAUUCUAGUUGUAUUUUGCAUUUAUUUGCAAUAUUUCUUUGAGAAUAUAUAUUUAUAUUUGAAUGAGUUAUAGUAUUUAUGA
Molecule: messenger RNA, 3995 nt
Organism: Trichosurus vulpecula (common brushtail)
Lineage: Eukaryota; Metazoa; Chordata; Mammalia; Diprotodontia; Phalangeridae
Gene: ITK
Product: IL2 inducible T cell kinase
Exons: 17
Coding region: 1-1863 (620 amino acids)
Biological process (GO): peptidyl-tyrosine autophosphorylation; intracellular signal transduction; B cell receptor signaling pathway
Molecular function (GO): non-membrane spanning protein tyrosine kinase activity; protein binding; ATP binding
Source: RefSeq, a predicted model, not a curated record